Messenger RNA from Gambusia affinis (western mosquitofish), 2043 nucleotides. RefSeq names its product tetratricopeptide repeat protein 24. The coding region runs from base 343 to 2025 and encodes 560 amino acids. Gene Ontology annotation, molecular function: protein binding. NCBI's taxonomy places the organism in Eukaryota, Metazoa, Chordata, Actinopteri, Cyprinodontiformes, Poeciliidae. The transcript has 14 exons. The record is from RefSeq and is a predicted model, not a curated record.
GAGCAGAACAUCCCAACGUGAAACAUAAUUUUCACGUGCAACAUUAAACAUAUCUGCUUCAAAUGGGAUUUAUAGUAAAGUUUUGAAGACCGUUUUGUCACACAAGUAGCAUUUUUCAACAGGCAUCAACACAGCCACCUACAAUUUAGAUACAUCUGCGGUGCGCACCGGUUUCAACCAGUUAAUUUAGCCACCAGUUAAUCCAUACCACCUGGACCGGUCCAGUUCAACAGACAGACAUUUAUGUUAGGGUCUUUGUGUUUGUGUGAAACUCAGUUUAAACUUUAAAUGAGUUGAUUUUCUGGAUGUUUCUGAGGUGAGCCCACCUGCUGCAGAUCCAACAUGGCUUCUGAGGCGUCUCCUCCAGGUGAGCAGGUGAAGAGGAGCAGCAGGAGGCAGCAGAAGAAGACAGGAGAGGUGGAGGACCGGACGUGGGCCGGCCACAGAGCGCUGCAGGCCGGGCGGCCGCAGGACGCCCUGCGCUACUUCAAGCAGGCCCUGCAGGCUGCUACACAGGUGAGUCAGCUGCAGGACUCGCGGGUUUUACGCGCCUGCUCCUUCAACCUGGGCGCCGCCUACGUGGAGGCGGGCCGACCUGGGACAGGACUAGACCUUCUGCGCCGGAACCGGCCCGGUCCAAAAGCUGAGCGGCUCCCGGACCUGCAGUUCAACACGGCGCUGGCCCACAAUGCACUGGGGCAGUACCAGGAGGCCGCCGCCCACUUCCUGCGGGCGGCUCAGCUUUAUCGGUCGCAGGGAGACGGAGGCAGCGAGGGCGACGCCUGCAUGGAGCUGGGCCGCUGCUGCAGCAGAACCCAGGUCAGAACUGGGACAGAACCACCUGAGUACCAGGACUGGGACUGGCCUCAGGCGGUGCAGAGUUUCCUCCGCGCAGCAGAGAGUUAUAAAAUGGCCUCCAUGUUGGAUUCUGCAGCCGCCGCCCUUAAAGAGGCAGGAAGUCACUUGGUCCAAUCAGAUCUGUCCAACCAUGAUGACAUCAGCAGGGUGCUGACAGAGUGUCUGAGUUUGAGCAGCAGCGUCAGCGACUCGAGCAUUCUGGGUGAGCUGUACCUGUCGGUGGGCGUGGCCUACUGCCGCAUCAGGUGCUUCCAGGAGGCGGUGAGCUGCCUCCGGCGAGCCUUGGAGCCGGCAGCUCAUCGCCCCCGCCUGCUGGCCAAAGUGCAGCAUAACCUGGGAGCGGCGCUUAACGCGGCGGGCGACUUCAGUUCAGCGGUGGCGCACCACCGGCUGGCCGCGCGGCUCUAUGGCUCUCAAGGUUGCCGUGGUGAUCAGGCUCGAUGUUUCAGUAACUUGGCCAUCGCCUGCAGUCACCUGGGGGAUGAGCAGGAGGCAGCAGAGAGCUUCAUCCUGGCUCUACAGGGAUUCAGAGACACAGGCGACCGCCUGGCUGAGGCCCAGGUGUGUGAGCAUCUGGCUGAGUGUUACCUGAGGCAGAAGAAACUGCAGAAAGCCGUUGAGCUCUACAAACAGGCUCUGAGCGCGCUCUCUCACUGCAAGAUCGUCGUGACCAAUCGGUGGUGUUGUUCUCAGGAGGCUGAAGGUGUUCAGGACCGGCUGGUGGAGCGUCUGACUGCGGCUCUGCAGCUCAGUCUGACUGCGACGCAGAGGCCACGCCCCCACAGGCCACACCCACAUCCGCCCCAGCCCCACAGCUCACCUGGUCACCAGGACGUCAGGAAGCUUGACGUAACACAACAUCUGGCAGCCAAUCAGCAUUUAGAUGAGCAAUGGGCGGAGUCUAAUAAAGGAGCAGAAGGUGAGAAGAGCUCAAGUAGACAGGCAGCGGCUGAUCCAGAGGGCGGAGUCACACCUGGACGACACCUCUCAGAACCAGCAGAGGAGCUGCAGCAAGGUGAGCUGUGGUUGGACAGAGCCAACCCUCAUACGGACAGUGAAGCUUCUUCACCUGAGCAGGCGGAGCCCCCCCCCUCCAGUUCAGGUGAUCUCAGGAAGUCUGGUUCACCUGAGGCCAGUUGGAGGUCCCGCCUCUGUUCUCUGAUGUAGUCUUCUGAUUGGACAGUG